This is a messenger RNA of Oryza sativa Japonica Group (Japanese rice), 1509 nucleotides long. NCBI's taxonomy places the organism in Eukaryota, Viridiplantae, Streptophyta, Magnoliopsida, Poales, Poaceae. The record is from RefSeq and is a predicted model, not a curated record.
GAUCUUAUUCUACCCCUCCGCGAAGUCUUCGUCUGGUCUUCCCCCACCCGCAUCCCCCGGCCUCCUCACCGCAGCCGCAAAAGCCAAGCCGCCAUGGCAACCGCCGCCGCGUCGGAUCUGGAGAGCAAGGCCAAGGCGGCCUUCGUCGACGACGACUUCGAGCUCGCCGCCGAGCUCUACACGCAGGCAAUCGAGGCCAGCCCCGCCACCGCCGAGCUCUACGCCGACCGCGCCCAGGCCCAUAUCAAGCUAGGCAACUACACUGAGGCUGUAGCUGAUGCUAACAAGGCCAUUGAACUUGACCCAUCAAUGCACAAGGCUUAUCUUCGUAAAGGCGCUGCAUGUAUACGACUGGAGGAGUAUCAAACUGCAAAAGCAGCUCUUGAAUUGGGUUACUCGUUCGCAUCUGGUGACUCAAGGUUUACUCGCCUAAUGAAGGAGUGUGAUGAGCGCAUUGCUGAGGAGCUUAGUGAAGUCCCUGUUAAGAAGGCUGAAGAUGGAGCAGCUGCCCCCUCUGUUGCUUCUUUUGUUGAGGAAAAGGAUGAUGCUGCAAACAUGGAUAAUACACCACCAAUGGUAGAAGUGAAGCCAAAAUACAGGCACGACUUCUACAACAGUGCUACAGAAGUUGUAUUGACAAUUUUUGCAAAGGGUGUUCCUGCUGAGAAUGUUGUUGUUGAUUUUGGUGAACAAAUGUUAAGUGUGUCGAUUGAAGUCCCUGGAGAGGAGCCGUACCAUUUUCAGCCUCGUCUGUUUUCUAAGAUCAUCCCUGAGAAAAGCAGAUACCAAGUGCUAUCCACGAAGGUUGAAAUAAGACUGGCUAAAGCUGAACAGAUUACAUGGACCUCACUUGAUUAUGAUAAAAAACCAAAGGCUGUUCCACAAAAGAUAAUCCCUCCAGCUGAAUCGGCCCAGAGGCCAUCAUAUCCUUCCUCAAAAUCCAAGAAAGACUGGGAUAAACUGGAAGCUGAAGUUAAAAAGGAGGAGAAGGAGGAGAAGCUUGAAGGCGAUGCUGCAUUGAACAAAUUUUUCCGUGACAUCUACAGUGAUGCUGAUGAAGACAUGCGACGAGCAAUGAUGAAAUCUUUUGUUGAAUCUAACGGUACUGUUCUGUCGACCAAUUGGAAAGAUGUUGGCUCGAAGAAGGUAGAGGGAAGCCCACCUGAUGGGAUGGAGCUUAAGAAAUGGGAGUACUAAGAUCUCGGUUCGUGCAUGCUGUAAAUUCGUUAUCGUCGUGAGUCAUCACUUGGCUGGAGAUUUCGCGCAUCAUUGUCAAGUUGGAUUUUGUGUGAUGCUCUUCGUUGCGUUUCCAUAUUGUAAGCUCUCUGUGUGACAGGCUAGCUUGUCUAAGACUUUAUCCUAGUUUUGGAAGAUACAUCUGGACACAAGAAUACGUUAUCUGAAUCUUUGCUCCGAAGUGCAGAAUGCUCUGUCGUUUUACUAAUAUUGCAAAGUAGUGCUGUAUCUCCUAUCAUCCCUGAAAUGCGAUGUUCGUCUUAAUUGUAGCCU